CCUGAGCCCCGGCUGCCCCGCUCUGCGCUGCUGGCCUUGGCCCUGAGGGCGCCACUACGCUUACUUCCCGGUAGACAGCGGUGGAAAAAUCCCCGGGGACCCUCUGCAGCUGGCGUCCGCAGGUGACAGACAGCUAAGCCUCAGAGGGGACAUCCGGUUCCUCAGUUUACCUGUUAGGUCCCCUCUCUCCCACUCCCGCCCCCGGUCCCCGUCUUAACAGAUGGCUGUUAAGCUUCAGCUCUGCGCUAUAAUACUUGUGUGAACUCGGCCACUCUGAGCCUUUCCUUGGCCACAAACAUCGGACAACUCUGGUUAAAGUUGUGCAUAUGCGCAGGUGUUGAGACCCAAAGACCAGCCUGGUCGCUGCACACCAGAGCACUUCCACUGCCGGGUGCUUAACACCACCUACUGUGGGGGUUGGGGGAUGGAAAUCAAGGCAACAGGCCGGGUGGUGGUGUGACCUCGGUCAUCUGCUUCUGUUUGAUUCGUUGCUAUAUUGGGAUCAGCACCGUCCCUCGUGAACUAGGAGAUCCUCAAUUCAUAGGGCUCUGACCAGUAAGAUUGACCACCUCACCCCGAGAAACAAAUGAGACUCGUGGUUUUGUGUAGUUUUGUUUUGUUUUUUCCUUAAAAUACUUUUAGUGCAAACUAAGACAGUUUCUUCCUGUUCCCCAGGGACAUUCUCGGGGAAUUUAUUCCUGAUUCUGUCUUACCACAGAGAACAAAGAACUUAACCCACUCUGCCCAAGGGGUUCUGGCUGUUACUUCAGCCUGUGGGCGAGCAUUCACCCUGGCUGCCACCUCCCUCAUACACACACACACACACACACACACACACACACACACACACACACACACGAUUGGCCCCUGAGGUCUGAGCUGGUGGUCCAGCCUCAAGCAGUUUCUACUAGCUCAAGCGUCUAAACUAGUCUCUGACUCCUCUCAGGGACUGAAUUUCCUAAGAAAGGUAAUCACUUUUCUUUCUUUAUCAUUUAUUUGUAGCCCAGGCUUACCUUGAACUUGUCCUGUGCAUAAUGCUGGCUUUGGACUCCUGCUUCUGCCCUCCAUGUGCAGAGAUUUCAGGCACCCAUUAUCCCUCCCAGAUAGCUUUUCGAAUUACUGGCCAUUGGGUACACGUGAGGACUGAAACCUCACGUUUCCUGGGAGCAGAACAACCAGGUCCAACCCCUGGGCAUUGCCUCUGUCAUGUAUUAUAUCAGGAAGAGGAAGGUACUGAUUGUUCUAGGAGGAACUUCUUGACUGUAUUUUCCUUUCCUAAAUGUACCUGCAGCCUUCUCCGUCAUGGGGAUCGAUCGGGCUAGCUCGCUAACCCAGGCGUGGGCCCUGGAGACUCAUUCACUUCACUCCUAGACAGUCCUUUUGGGUGUUGAUAGACUGUGACGUGAAAGUCCCAGGUGGUCAUUCACUGUUCAAGUGCCCUCUGGGUUUCACUGCUUCUCAGCCCCACCCCCACUCGGAUGUUCUCUCGCUGCCCCGAGGAAUGAGAAAGACUGCUGUGAACGCGUGACCACUGGGACGGGUGCCAGUCGACAGUGGGCAGGGUAUCCCAGUGAAGACUGCUCACGGAGACCAUUCGAAAACUUGUAUGAUUUUGUUUUAAGAAGACAGGAUCUUACUCUGCCUCAGACUGACCUCAAACUCAUGAUCCUCCUGACUCCACCUGGGUGUUAGCAUCAUGUGCCUGAGCUACUUGGUCAGCUCUGAAAAGGUGCAUUUGCAGACCCAACAGGAGGUGAAGCUUCGAAUGACUGGAAUGGCACUGCAGGUGGUGCGAACCGAUGGCUUCCUGGCACUCUACAAUGGCCUGAGUGCCUCGCUGUGCAGGCAGAUGACCUACUCCCUGACCCGGUUCGCUAUCUACGAGACCAUGCGGGACUACAUGACCAAGGACAGCCAGGGGCCUCUCCCCUUCUACAGCAAGGUGUUGCUGGGCGGCAUCAGUGGUUUAACUGGAGGCUUCGUGGGGACCCCAGCAGAUUUGGUCAAUGUCAGGAUGCAGAAUGACAUGAAGCUGCCCCUGAGCCAGCGCCGCAACUACUCUCACGCCCUGGAUGGUCUGUACCGUGUAGCCCGUGAAGAAGGCCUGAAGAAGCUCUUCUCUGGAGCAACCAUGGCAUCCAGCCGUGGGGCCCUCGUCACUGUGGGCCAGCUGUCCUGCUACGACCAGGCCAAGCAGCUGGUUCUCAGUACUGGGUACCUGAGUGACAACAUUUUCACCCACUUCCUCUCCAGUUUCAUUGCGGGCGGAUGUGCCACAUUUCUCUGCCAGCCCCUGGACGUGCUGAAGACUCGCUUGAUGAACUCCAAGGGCGAGUAUCAGGGUGUUUUCCAUUGUGCCGUGGAGACAGCAAAGCUUGGACCACAGGCCUUUUUCAAGGGUCUCGUUCCUGCGGGCGUCCGUCUCGUCCCCCACACCGUGCUUACCUUCAUGUUCCUGGAGCAGCUGCGGAAGCACUUCGGUAUCAAAGUGGCAACCUGACACCGCCAGGGACACCUGGGCUGCGCUCAGUCGCUGUGCUGAGCCCCUUGGAAGAGUAGGAAGGGAGUGGGCUCCCUUCCUCCUUGGCCUGGGCCCGUGCUGAUCCCUAGCAGAUUCCUGUUCUUCCCACCCUUGGGCUGCUGGCUACGCCUUCCGACCCUGCCUUGGCCCCACUGAAGUGGCACCUCUGCCCUACUGGCUCCCAGGCUCUCCCCACUGGGACGUCCCAUCUUCCUACCCGAUGAUUCACUCAGAAGAGGUCUGGCCUGGCUGGUGUCACUGUCCCCACCUCCCUGGCUGCUACCCUGCCCUGCCUGUCAAGCCCGGAGAAGCUGAGUACACUUCCUGCUCCUGCUGGCCCACUGAACAGCUUCCACCCAGGACUUGGGUAGUGUGGCAGGGUACAGCCCCUGGCAGCUUCUGCUUACCAAAUGACUAGAGCACGCACGCACACACAUACACGCAUGCACUUACGUCACAAGAGGGACCACCGUGCAGUGUUCUGGAAGGUAGUGCCUUCAGGAGAGGGAACAGGGCAGCAGCACAGAUCACCAGCAAACGCCAUGACCGCGGAGUCCGGAGAAAGUACCUGGGGUUCCCUGUGCACCUCCCGUGCUCAGCGUUGGCUGCUUUAAGAGUCAGUUUUGCGGAACCCUCCUACUCAGCAGCCACUACCAUCAUCAGGAACUGGCUGUGUCCCUCAUACACCUGUGCCCUCCCUUGCCUGGCUUCCCCCAGGGCCAGGGGCUCAUGCUGGAGCUGGGGCUAUGAUGGAUUCAUUCUAUGUGUCCUCCUAGGACCUGUCUUCCCGUAUGGCAGGGGUCACCCCUCACCAUCCCUCAGGCUUCAAAGCAGCCUGUUUUCCCUCAAAUUGGGGUUGUGUGUAUAUCAACGUGAGGUUGGGCCCUGUGCCCGUUUGCCUCCCCUCAGCACCAGGCCCUCACCCAGGAGGUGCAGGAGGUGGCAGUGGGCCCAGGGGCACUGCCUACAUCUCUCUUCAGGAUCUAAUAAACCAAGUGGCCUGGGAGGCUUCUCUCUUCCCUGCACACUCCUCACCCAC
This is a messenger RNA of Rattus norvegicus (Norway rat), 3560 nucleotides long. It is a transcript of the gene Slc25a10, whose product is annotated as solute carrier family 25 member 10. Lineage: Eukaryota; Metazoa; Chordata; Mammalia; Rodentia; Muridae. Gene Ontology annotation, biological process: transmembrane transport; oxaloacetate(2-) transmembrane transport. Gene Ontology annotation, cellular component: mitochondrial inner membrane. Gene Ontology annotation, molecular function: malate transmembrane transporter activity. The record is from RefSeq and is a predicted model, not a curated record.